This is a messenger RNA of Ostrinia furnacalis (Asian corn borer), 1517 nucleotides long. RefSeq names its product facilitated trehalose transporter Tret1-2 homolog. The coding region runs from base 90 to 1475 and encodes 461 amino acids. Lineage: Eukaryota; Metazoa; Arthropoda; Insecta; Lepidoptera; Crambidae. Gene Ontology annotation, molecular function: transmembrane transporter activity. The record is from RefSeq and is a predicted model, not a curated record. The transcript is spliced from 3 exons. Gene Ontology annotation, cellular component: membrane. Gene Ontology annotation, biological process: transmembrane transport.
UGUUACGCUUAACGUGUUUAUUAUUAUGAAAACAAAUGAAAUGUUAAGAACUAUCAAGUUUUCAUGAAACUGAGGUUAUUUGUGUGAAAAUGGUCAGAACAGUUGUGCCUAAAGUAUCUUCGAUUUUACUAAAACAAGUGCUCGUUGCUAUUUCCUGCAACUUCUUCUGCAUCGGAGUUGGAAGCACCUUUGGUUUAAGUGCUGUCCUCUUGCCCCAAAUCAAAAACGAAACAAAUUUUAUCUACGAUGACAGCUAUGACUCUUGGGUUGGUUCCAGUUCCUGCCUUGCGAUGGCAUUUGGCUGCAUCAGUGCCGGCGUCAUCUCCGAUCGGUUCGGCCGGCGAUUCGCACACCUCCUCGUCGCCCUGCCUUUCAUAGCCGGCUGGCUCAUCCUUGGCUUCGCAAAGAACAUCACAAUGAUUUUAAUUGGGAGGGUCAUAACAGGGGCGUGUACUGGCGCCCUUAGAUCUUUAGGCCCUGUCUACCUCGGAGAAAUCGCAAACCCAGCCUACAGACCUUUUCUAAUUUUCUCACUGUCACUUUCAUCUACCAGCGGAAUUUUCCUCGGUCAUUUGUUCGGAGGAUAUCUCAAUUGGAGGACUGCCUGUUUCAUCAUGUGUGUGCCCACUGUCCUGGGCUUGUGCUUACAAGCAAUUUUAAAAGAAAGCCCUUUGUGGCUUUUAUACCAGGGAGAGAUUGGUAAAGGCACGGAAAUAUUCACAUGGUAUAGGGGUGACAGCGAGAUUGCUCAAAAAGAACUCGCAGAUGUGCUGACUGAACAGAAAAACCGACCACAAAGUUUGUCAUUUACAGAAGGUUUAAAAACCACGUGCAGCACAGCAUUCGUAAAGCCGUUGUUAACGUCUUUCUUAUUGUUCACGACUAUGCAAUUCACAGGAGUUAAUAGCAUGAGUUUCUAUGCCCAGGAUUUGCUGAAAGCCACAUUCUCUGGUAAUCUAGACCCAAUGAUGUUGAUGCUUGUUACGGAUGCCACAAGGAUUUUUGGUAUUUUUAUACUGUUUUUCACUUCAAAAUUUAUACCUCGAAAGAAAUUUUACGUGAUUUCUUGUUCUACGCUUGUAUGUAUGUUGUUAUCAUUGAUUGCAUACAUAGCACUUGAACCUAGUGGGGUAGUUUGGUUUUCCAUUAUCAUUAUACUAUUGUUGGUUUACAUAGGGUUAGGUAGUAUUAUGAUUAGUUUAAGUUGGUCUUUUGUUGGAGAGAUCUUUCCAAGUAGCCUUCGCGGAUUAGGUUCGGGAAUCGGGUGUUCCAGUUCGUUCUUUCUAUUAUUUUUAGUAGUCAAUGUGACGCCAAUAAUAAUGGUGAAUCAUGGUAUAAUAGCUGUAUACUCCAUGUUUGCGGGUGUGACUCUAUUUGCUGUAUUUUUCCUGCAUUUCUUGUUACCGCAGACAGACGGGAAGACUUUGCAAGAAAUUGAAAGUGGUUAUGAUGACAAAAAAAUAAACCAAGGAUAGCUAAGCUAGGUAAUUAUGUUAAGAAAAAAGUUUAAGUCAGUC